Stylonychia lemnae is the source of this 675-nucleotide messenger RNA. The record is from the annotation of a GenBank genome assembly. Lineage: Eukaryota; Ciliophora; Spirotrichea; Sporadotrichida; Oxytrichidae.
AUGGAUACAUCAAAGCAAAUCUUCUCAUCGGGAUUAUUGCAUAUCUACAAUAUAGUUGUUGCAUAGCUCUUAUCAAGCGGAGACAAUCUUUAGUGCUAAUGGUACUUCAUUAACUUCUCAGUGGACAUUAUUGGAAUCGCCUUAUUCUCUUACUUAUUCCUAAAGCUAAGUGCAAAACUGUUGAAAGAUUGCUAUGGCUAUGAAAUUAGAUCAGGAACUUAUGAGGUUAUUGAAGAGAUAGAUAAAAAUAGUGAUGAUUUUAAUACUUAUAGCGAAAAAAGCUAUGAAAUUGUAGAUGAAAUCAGCGAAAAAGAAUUGGAGUAGUUCAAAAGGCAACUAUUAUAUUUGGGUGUGUUGGCGCUCUAUCCUAUUUAGCAAUACCCAAGACUAUUACUGCUGGUUGUUAUGGUUAUAGUGCCAGUUGGAUUUAACUCGCUAUAAUUUUGGAUUCUUGAUGAAUACAUCAGACAUAAGUAGACUAAAAAAGAGGCUGAAAAGAGUUACUAGAGAUACUAUCUUCAGAAUGGAAUAGAAAAUCUGAAACAGAAGUAAAAGUAAAAGUAGCGUCAUCCUGAGGACACAAGUGAUCUUUCAGAUUUGCUAAGCUUUAACGAUGAUGAAUUUGAAAAUGAAGAUAUUGAUAAAGAUACGAAUGAUGAUAAUAUAAGAGAUUGA